GAGGGAGGACUCCAGACAAUGGCUGCUGCUCAUGAUUUGGAGAUGGAGAGUGUGAAUUUGAAUAUGGAGAGAGAGAACAAAGAGCUGGAAGAAGAGAAAACUUGGGUGGAUGGGGGAGGAAAAGACCCCCCCAAGGGUCGAAAGGUCCACAGGAUCGUCUCAAAGUGGAUGCUUCCGGAACCAGUCCGAAAAACUUACCUGGAGAGAGCUAACUGCCUCCCGCCCCCAGUGUUCAUCAUCUCCAUCAGCCUGGCCGAGCUGGCAGUGUUUAUUUACUAUGCUGUGUGGAAGCCUCAAAAACAGUGGAUCACCUUGGACACAGGCAUCCUGGAGAGUCCCUUAAUCUACAGUCCUGAGAAGAGAGAGGAAGCCUGGAGGUUUAUCUCCUACAUGCUGGUCCAUGCGGGAGUUCAGCACAUUGUGGGGAAUCUUCUUAUGCAGCUGGUUUUGGGAAUUCCCUUGGAAAUGGUCCACAAAGGCCUCCGAGUGGGGCUGGUAUACCUGGCAGGAGUGAUUGCAGGUUCCCUUGCCAGUUCCAUUUUUGAUCCACUCAGGUCUCUUGUGGGUGCUUCAGGAGGAGUCUAUGCCCUGAUGGGAGGUUAUUUUAUGAAUGUUCUAGUGAAUUUUCGAGAAAUGAUUCCUGUCUUAGGAAUUUUCAGACUACUGAUCAUCAUCCUUAUAGUUGUGUCAGAUAUGGGAUUUGCUCUCUACAGAAGGUUCUUUGUCCCUGAAAAUGGGUCUCCGGUGUCCUUUGCAGCUCACAUCGCAGGUGGAUUUGCUGGAAUGUCCAUAGGUUAUACUGUGUUUAGCUGCUUUGAUAAAGCACUGCUGAAAGAUCCAAGGUUUUGGAUAGCAAUUGCUGCUUAUUUAGCUUGUGUCUUAUUUGCUGUAUUUUUCAACAUUUUCCUGUCCCCAGCAAACUGACCUGCCCCUAAUUUAAGCCCAAUAAUAAAAGAGCCAUAUGAGGGAGAAAUGGAAAACUUUAUGAAGAAACAGAGUUCCAGCAAAUGCUAACAGUUUUAUAAAGAGUAUAAAACAACACCUAACUCAUCAGUUGCAAGCAAGGACUACUUACCAAAGGGCCUUCUGAUUAGAGGAAGAACCUUCUGAAUGCCAAGAGCAGGAAGAGAAAGAAAAAACACUAGUAGUAAAAACCAGAGAUUGGGUCUUCCAGGCACAUGGUAUGCAUGGAUAAAUUCUAUAAAAGAGAACUGGCUUUACUUGGAGGACAUACUUUGGAGACUGUU
Marmota flaviventris (yellow-bellied marmot) is the source of this 1247-nucleotide messenger RNA. RefSeq names its product rhomboid like 2 (gene Rhbdl2). Gene Ontology annotation, molecular function: serine-type endopeptidase activity. The record is from RefSeq and is a predicted model, not a curated record. NCBI's taxonomy places the organism in Eukaryota, Metazoa, Chordata, Mammalia, Rodentia, Sciuridae. Gene Ontology annotation, cellular component: membrane.